UCCUCGGAGCAUACGGGGAUGGCUCUGCACAGCCUCGCUCUCUGGGUCUGCCUCGCAUCGCUGAUGAAUGCUGUUGGUGUUUCUGGUGACUGCUGGCUCAUCGAAGGAGAGAAAGGAUUUGUUUGGCUGGCAAUCUGCAGUCAAAACCAGCCCCCUUACGAAUCCAUCCCUCAGCACAUCAACAGCACCAUCGUGGACCUCCGUCUGAACGAGAACAAGAUCAGAAGUGUCCAAUAUUCCUCGCUCAACAGGUUCGGCAACCUGACGGAACUCAACCUGACCAAGAAUGAGAUCUCCUACAUCGAGGACGGAGCCUUUUCCGCCCAGUACAACCUGCGCGUUUUGCAGUUGGGCUUCAACAAGCUUCGGAACAUCACCGAGGGCAUCCUGCGUGGACUGGGCAGGCUGGAGUACCUCUACCUCCAGGCCAACCUCAUCGAGGUGGUGAGUCCAAACUCCUUCUGGGAGUGUCCCAACGUGAUGAACAUCGACCUGUCCAUGAACCGGCUGCAGUCGCUGGAAAGCUCCACCUUCCUAGGCCUCGGCAAACUGUCCACCUGCGAGCUCUACGGAAACCCCUUCUACUGCUCCUGCCAGCUCCUGGGAUUCCUCAAGUGGCUGGUGCAGUUCAACAACGCCACCAGGAACUACGACCGCACCCAGUGCACGUCCCCCGUCGAGUUUGCCGGCUGCCCGUUGCUCGGGCAAGGCCAGGCCGGCUCCCGAGAUGCCCUGACCUCCUUGGCCCUCAUGUGCAACGAAGAUCUUUACCCUCUGGACCCCAGGUCUGUGUACACGGAGAAGCCCACGACCACCGCCGCCUCCGACAGCCCUUGCGAGGCGGACGACUGCCCCUCGGGCGAGGAGUCGACGCCGCUGAUCUCCUUCCAGACGCCGGUCAUCAGGGUGGAGGUGACGCCGGAGCUGAAGCUGAAGGAGGUGACUUACACCCGGGCCACGCUGCUGGUCCGCAGCUCCCCGUCCGCCGCUGCCCCCAGCCUCCUGGUGCAGUACAACAACAGCGUGGCCAGGGAUGUGAAGAGCCUCGGCGCCGAGGAAGAGGAGAUUGAGGUGGAAGAGUUGUCCCCCGACACCAACUACACCUACUGCGUGGCCUCGGUGCGCGACUCCCGGCGUUACAACCAGACGUGUGUCAGCUUCUCCACCCGGGCCAGGGUGAGAGCCAAGCCGCUGCCCGCCGCUGCCAGCACCACCCACUACAUCAUGACCAUCCUGGGCUGCCUGUUCGGGGCGGCCAUCCUCCUGAGUGUCAGCUACUACUGCCUGCGCAAGAAGAAGGAGGAGAGGGUGAAGGGCAAGAGGCCGGGAGAUGCCAAGAAGACCAUCAUUGAGUUGAAGUACGCCCCGGAGCUGGAGACCAUCACCAUCACCCAGAUGGCGCAGAAACCCGUGCCGCCUUCCGACCUCAUGUCCUCCCGCCUGCCCUUCCUGCCCUCGCCCGGGGCAUUGGGCGAGUACGACGUUCAGGAGGCGCUGGACAGUCCCACCACCAGCCGGGGCAGCUACAUGGACGUGAGGACGGCGGAGCACCCGUACCACCGAGACCUGCUGGAGAGCAUGUUCGCCGAGAGCCACGGCUCAGCUGCCGAGAUCUCCACCAUCGCCAAGGAGGUGGACCAGGUCAACUUGAUCAUCAACAACUGCAUCGACGCGCUGCAGACCGAGAGCAGCUCCUUCCGCGGGCCGGGGCCGGGCGUGUCCGUGGAGUCACAAGGCUUCCUGUUGGCCGAGCAGUCCCUGAGCAAGCCAGGCUUCCUGUCGCCCGUGUACCGCGACAGUUACCACCCGCUGAAGAGGCACAGUAGCAUGGACGCGGCGCCGAGGUGCCCCAGCAACGCGUCCAAUUGUUCGGUGCGCAGCCCCCGGUCGGUGCGCUCCGAGAUCUACGCUUGCCCGCGGUAUAAGCCGGAAGGCAAAUACAUUGAAAGGACCUCUCCGGCACGCAGUGUUGUCCUGGGCGGGACUCCGUGCCGAAUUGGGAGAGCGGAAGCGGGCCAGAUACAAGCCUACGGUGACCACUCGCACCUCUACGCUGGCUUGCACUCCGGAGAGAGGAAGCAGGCGAGGAGCCCCAGCCCUUGUGUGAUGGAGGCGCCGCAGCGAUCUCGCUCCCGCAGAAACCUGGCCUACACCCAGUUCUCCCCCCAGUACCACAGCGUCAGCUACGCCUCCAGCCCGGAGUACUCCAGCAAACCCUCCAAGGGGGUGUGGGAGCGCUACAAACCCCACGAGAAGUGGCGCAGACAGGAGGAGUACCUCGCCGCCGGCUACGCGCUGAGAAAGAAAGUCCAGUUCGCCACAGAUGAGGAUUUGCAUGAUAUUCUAGAUUACUGGAAGGGAGUUUCCAGCCAACAUAAAUCAUGAUCCCCAAUUUACCGGGACUUUAAACUGGGCACACGAAAAAAAGGAAAAGUUCAAAGUGUCCGUUUUUAUUCUUAAAAAGAAAAUAUUCUUGAAAUUAAACUUUGAAACUGUAAAAGAAUUAUUUACAAAUAUAUAUUAUACGAGCCCACUCAUACAUAUAUAUAUAGAGAGAGAAAAUAUCUACCUAUAUAUUAUAUAUGAGAAUAUGAGAAUAUAAUAUAUGUUUAUAAAGGUGGGACGAGGGAGAUAAGGACACCCAGAAGCCUUGGAAUAUCAGAUAUAAUUUAUCGCAUGAUUCUCUCAUGUAACUGUGACUCACUGUGGUGUACAUGGGGCAUUGUUUGUUGUACAGUGCACACUGUGACUGGACUGUACUGUGUAAUUGUAGCUCACACACUGCUCAUACCCCCGCGUUGUACAGUAAUAUUUGCCAGUAAAACCCCCCCCACCUCCCCUGCAGUUCUGUACAGAUAAAUUUCUAUAUUUGCAAUGAUGUUUCUGGGUUUUUUCGCCUGUUUGUACCAGGUUUUAACCGUGGAUUUUACAGAACAGUUUGUUUGAUUUCCGAUGAAUGUCUGAGCACUGACCACAAGCAUUGGAUAAAACUGGACUGGCAAAAAAAAAGAGAUGAACUGAAUGGUUUCUUCUGUCGCAUUAUCACUGGUCCAAGUCACCGGCUCUCUCAGUGAGAGGAAAGACCGCACUGUCCACGGGGGCACAGAUUCAAAAGGAAGAUAGCGAAGGGGGGAGAGACAGAAAGAGAGAAAAGGAAAUAAGAAAAUAUGAGAGAAAAUUAAAAUAAACAUUAAAAAAGUGUUCUAUUUCUACAGCAUCAUUCCCUAUGAGGUAGAGGAGUGUAUUUACCAAACGCUAACAUACGGGGGCUGGUGAGAACUCAU
This is a messenger RNA of Leucoraja erinaceus (little skate), 3284 nucleotides long. Its product is annotated as protein ELFN1-like. Gene Ontology annotation, molecular function: protein binding. Gene Ontology annotation, cellular component: plasma membrane. The record is from RefSeq and is a predicted model, not a curated record. The transcript has a single exon. Bases 19 to 2385 code for a protein of 788 amino acids. Lineage: Eukaryota; Metazoa; Chordata; Chondrichthyes; Rajiformes; Rajidae.